Hippopotamus amphibius kiboko is the source of this 5266-nucleotide messenger RNA. It is a transcript of the gene POU6F1, whose product is annotated as POU class 6 homeobox 1. Gene Ontology annotation, biological process: regulation of transcription by RNA polymerase II. The record is from RefSeq and is a predicted model, not a curated record. Lineage: Eukaryota; Metazoa; Chordata; Mammalia; Artiodactyla; Hippopotamidae. The transcript is spliced from 11 exons. The coding region runs from base 428 to 2263 and encodes 611 amino acids. Gene Ontology annotation, molecular function: RNA polymerase II cis-regulatory region sequence-specific DNA binding; DNA-binding transcription factor activity, RNA polymerase II-specific.
UCCAAGUAGCAGAAGGAGGGGAAAAAGGGGGGGAGGGAAAGGGGGGGGAAAGGAGAAAAAUAUAUAUAUAUACCUGACCACCCCCCCACCCCGCUUCCCCUUCUCGCUUCCCGACCGUCCCCCCUCCUUCCAGCGCUGCCCGCGGAGUCCCCUUCGGCUCUGCCCAGCCCGGGCUGGGGGCCCGGGGGCGGCGGCGGCGGGUCCCGACCGGCUCCCGGGCCGAGCCGAGCCCAGCCAAGCCGCGCUGGCUUCUUUGUCUGCGGGCGGCGGCCGCCCGGGCCCCGGCCCCGGCCCCCGGCCCCCUGGCCCGAGCUGUGAGAUGAAUCUCUAAUCGGUGGCCGCCGGGCACCCGGGGCGAAGGCGGCUCGGGCUCAGGCUCCGGAUGUAUAGGUGUGGGCCAGCCCGCACCCGAGCCUGACAAGGGACCAUGGAUCCUGGAGCCGCGCCAGACUCAUCUCUGACUGUCAAUGAGCAGGUCAUCGUGAUGUCAGGCCAUGAGACCAUCCGAGUUCUGGAGGUUGGAGUGGAUGCCCAGAUCCCUGCUGAGGAGGAGGGCAAAGCGCUGGAGGGUGUGGCCUCCGAGGGCUCCCAGAGCUACGGCCCCACCAAAGCCGGUGAAGCUGAGGGUGAAGCAGAGCCAGACAUCGCAGACUCCUCCACAGGGGCAACUGUGAAGUCUCUCCCGGGGAUGCCUCUGAGCCCUGCCCCUGCUGUUGCUACCUUCAGCCAAGCCCCAUGCCAGCCUCAGGCAUCGCAGACCCUGACGCCACUGGCUGUACAAGCUGCCCCCCAGGUCUUGACUCAGGAAAACUUAGCCACAGUUCUGACAGGAGUUAUGGUUCCAGCAGGGGCAGUUACUCAACCUCUUCUUAUCCCCAUCAGUAUUGCAGGUCAAGUGGCUGGUCAGCAGGGGCUGGCCGUGUGGACAAUUCCUGCAGCAACCGUGGCUGCCCUCCCAGGACUGACCGCUGCUUCUCCCACGGGGGGAUUUUUCAAGCCACCUUUAGCCGGUCUCCAAGCAGCCGCCGUGCUGAACGCCGCUCUCCCGGCACCUGCACCAGCUGCCCCACCAGCCCAGGCCUCCUCACCCGCCCAGCCCCGGCCACCAGCACAGCCCCAGGCGCUGCUCCAGAGCCAGCCGCUGCUGCAGACCACGCCCGCCAUUCUCCCGCAGCCCACUGCUGCCACCGCGACUGCCCCCACCCCCAAGCCAGUGGACACCCCCCCACAGAUCACCGUUCAGCCUGCAGGCUUCGCGUUCAGCCCAGGAAUCAUCAGUGCUGCUUCCCUCGGGGGACAGACCCAGAUCCUGGGCUCCCUCACUACAACUCCGGUCAUUGCCAAUGCCAUUCCCAGCAUGCCGGGGAUCAGCAGUCAGAUCCUCACCAACGCUCAGGGACAGGUGAUUGGAACACUUCCGUGGGUAGUGAACUCGGCUCGCGUGGCGGCCCCAGCACCAGCCCAAAGCCUGCAGGUCCAGGCUGUCACCCCCCAGCUGUUGUUGAACGCCCAGGGCCAGGUGAUCGCGACCCUGGCCAGCAGCCCCCUGCCUCCUCCCGCGGCUGUCCGGAAGCCGAGCGCUCCUGAGUCCCCCGCUAAGAGUGAGGUGCAGCCCAUCCAGCCAACGCCAGCUGUGCCCCAGCCGGCUGUGGUCAUCGCCAGCCCAGCGCCAGCGGCCAAGCCAGCUGCCUCUGCUCCCAUCCCAAUCACCUGCUCAGAGACCCCUACUGUCAGCCAGCUGGUGUCCAAGCCACACACCCCGAGUCUGGAUGAGGACGGGAUCAACUUAGAAGAGAUCCGGGAGUUUGCCAAGAACUUUAAGAUCCGCCGGUUGUCCCUGGGCCUCACACAGACCCAGGUGGGUCAGGCUCUGACUGCAACGGAAGGCCCAGCCUACAGCCAGUCAGCCAUCUGCCGGUUCGAGAAGCUGGACAUCACGCCCAAGAGUGCCCAGAAGCUGAAGCCGGUGCUGGAGAAGUGGCUGAAUGAAGCUGAACUCCGGAACCAGGAAGGCCAGCAGAAUCUGAUGGAGUUUGUGGGAGGCGAGCCCUCCAAGAAACGCAAGCGCCGCACUUCCUUUACCCCCCAGGCCAUAGAGGCUCUCAAUGCCUACUUCGAGAAGAACCCGCUGCCCACAGGCCAGGAGAUCACCGAGAUUGCUAAGGAGCUCAACUAUGACCGGGAGGUCGUGCGGGUCUGGUUCUGCAACCGGCGCCAGACGCUCAAGAACACCAGCAAGCUGAAUGUCUUUCAGAUCCCUUAGGGCUCAGCCCCCAGCCCUGUGUUCCAGCACUUUGUACCUUCCCUUGGCAUCUGGCUGCAGCCACUGCUCUGCGGCGUCUGUCAUUCUGCCACAUGUGGCUGUGUUUGUCCUGGGUUUUGAGACUCCACUGUGCGCCUGUGUGUCAGCUGCCUCCCCAUCUCCCCCGUAUCAUCCACGUCCUGGGGAGGGCAGUGGGGCCCAGCUGAGACGUCCAGGUUUGGGGCUGGUCACGCCAAGGGAGGGGUUUUGUUGUGUCACUUAAAGAAGCACUUUGCUAACGUGGUUUUUGAAGGGUGAAUUCUGGUUGGGAACCAGAAACGCCCUGUCUUUGGGGCAGGGCUGUAGCAGCCUCGAAGAAGCACUGGCCAUUAGCUCUUGUUUUCGACGGCAUUCUCUUUCCACUCUCUUCUCCUUUGCUCCUCUGUGUGAGUGUGGCGGGUACGGCAGCUUCUCCAGUGGAACCACAGCCUCACCCACUCAACCUCUGCCUGCAGGCACACUGUCCCCUGAAAGAACCCAAGAGAUACAAUUCAGAAAAGUGUGAUGUGCUGCUCAGAAGGUCAGACUCCAUGUCUGCCUCGACCUCAAGGUCAGAAGGUUUCCACAGCCCUGGGGCCAGAACAUGUGAUCUACUCUCCCCUCCCUGAUUCCUUUGGGGGGAAAAUUGCACUAAAGCAGAAGCUUUUCUUUUGUAAAUCAUGUUGGAAGGAAUCAGCAGUGAACUGUAGCUGUCCUGGAGUUGACCUGGGUCUAUAGCAGGUUGGGAACUUAGUAGAUAAGGCCAUCCUCCCAGAUUUUAAUCUGAUCUCUGUCCAUGGCCAUCUCCGCAUCAGAAUGGUAUGGUUAAGAGCACUUGCAGCCUGGAAAACCCCCCUGCCCAGCUAAGCAGGCACUGGUGGGGGGGUGGGGGGGAGGGGGGGCAGGAAUGCUGACUUCUUUCUUGCCCUCACACCCAGUCCUGGGCCUUCUCAGAAGCAGCAAAUUAAACAAGACGCCAGACAGCAAGGCCCUGGGGAAAAACCAACAUCCAGAAAGAGCUGAUGGCAGCCUGGAAAGGCCUCUGUGGGGAAAAUGACUUAACUCUAAUUUUCUUUGUAACUUGAAAUCUUGGAUACUGGAGGAGAAAUCUAAUCUUGUCCAGAGUCUUAGACCAUGUGUUUGUGUAAGCAGUCCCCCCCAGUGCACUUCUGAGUUAAGAAUACCCCUCGAGCAGGCUGGGUUUUGCCUUCAGAGAGGGUAGCUAUGGUACAUGGGGGGUUAGCAUGUCGUCCGAGCAGUGAAGUGAGUUUCCCAGCCUCACUGUGGCUGGACAUCCCCUGGAACUCAGUAUGUGACUCCAGGAGGACAGGAGAGCACUGUGAGGUUUGCUCAGAUGAGCCCAGACGUGCUGUGUAGAGUAGACUUAAAGGGUCACAAAAGUCACAGGGGUCAGCCACCCACUCCUUUCACAACUCCUGUCCUUACAGAGCCAGGUCUCUAGCAGGUGUCUCCACUGCACCUCACACAAUAAACCCUGAAGAAGUGACUGCCAGGCGAGGGCACAUCACCACCUCUGUCGGACACUGGUGCAGAGCCUAAGCUCACUUCCUCUGGCAUGCUGUGUUUCUUUUCCUGCCUGCAGCUGGUCUCUCCCAGGCCCUACAGUGCCAGUGUGGCCCAUCCUCUCGGUAGCUCUGCCAGUGAGAGGGCAGUAGUGUGUCAAAUUGGCAUGCGCGUGCACACACACACACUCCACACCACUGCAUUCUGACCAACCAAACUUGCUUGAGUGUGGGGAGGGAAUGAGGAAGCAGGGAGGCAUCUUGUCUGCCCCAGCCUCCCAGGAGAGGAUGUGUCUCCAAGGGUAAGGCUCCACCCUCAAGUUCAGGGUUAUCAACCUGUCUCAGUGAGAUGAAGAGCUCACUUGAGAGGGGUGUUGUAAACAAGGUUUCAGCAAGAAUAAAGUAGUAUCAGAGUUCCUAAAGGAUUCAGUGACUUACAGUUCAAUAAAUUAGAGAGAUACAGGUUUUUACCCUCAAGCGCUUGUAUUCAGAUACGCUUUCUUUUUUGGGAGAGACAAGUGGGUCGUGCCUGGUGCCCUGGGAGCAGCACAUAAUCCAGGGCGUGUCCACGGCAGUGCGUGUGCAGGAGGACACCAUCUGUCCUGUGUGUCGUGGCAGGAAAAAGCUGAUGAACUGCUGCUCUAAAUUAGGCCUGGCUAUGCCUUCUUAGCUCCUCCCGUGUCUAAAUCUGUCUUCUCAAAGCUGGGCUAGAAUGAAACCAUUUUUUCCUCUGCUGGAAUGAUGGGCUGGUGUUGCAGAGGAACAAGUCCAGGGGCAGCAUGUUUGCAGGCUGAAUUCCCCAGGCAGGGGGUACAGGAUGGCCCUGAAGUGCGCCCAAAGCAGAGCUCGCCUGCCUGAUCUCUGCUCUUGUUCCCCCACCACAGGCCCCCAGGGAAGCAGCUAUGGCCCUGAAGUGGGUUUUUUGUUUUGUUCAUAUUUUUGUUUUGAGUAGCAUCGGUCUCUGAAGGGAGUUGGUAUUAAUUUUGUUUUGAAAGCACCUCUCUGGUUAUCAGCCAGAGCUCAGUGGCUCCUUUACCAUGGAAAAGCAGGAGAAAGGGCAAAAAUGGCUUAACUCUUUGCAGGUGGUUUUGUUUGUUUUUGUUUCAAAGACCAAAACUUUCCAUGGAUGUGCAAUGACUCAGCUGGGGCCUUUGACCCUGCACUAAUUAUGGCAUUUUAUCCUGGUGGGGUCCAGGGAAAGAAUUCAGCCAAAUGAGUUAAGGAACCCAUUUGACUUUGGAAUGAGAGACCCUGACAUUUUUGUGUCCUUGGAAAUCCAGUCACCUUCCUAUGCCUAGAUUCUCUUCCUCUUUCAUAGGCCAGGCUGUUUUGACGCUGAGGUUCUGACUGUUCCCAGGUAUGGGAUAAAGUCUGCUGGAAGCUGGAGCAAGGGGUGGGGAGGGGAGAAUGGGGGAGAAGCACUUGAUGUAGUUGUGUGGAAUAAACAGUAUUUUUUCUUUUG